This is a messenger RNA of Aspergillus mulundensis, 813 nucleotides long. RefSeq names its product nucleotide diphosphatase. Bases 1 to 813 code for a protein of 270 amino acids. The record is from RefSeq and is a predicted model, not a curated record. NCBI's taxonomy places the organism in Eukaryota, Fungi, Ascomycota, Eurotiomycetes, Eurotiales, Aspergillaceae. The transcript has a single exon. Gene Ontology annotation, molecular function: nucleoside triphosphate diphosphatase activity.
AUGACAGACAAGAAAGAACCCCUCCUGUCCGGGAUUCCCUCCGACCUUCCGCCCUCAUACGAAACAGCGCAACAAACACCAAAGCGUCUACCACCGCCUCCUCCUUUUGCCUUGCCCUUCCUCCAGACACUCCGAACGAAGCGCGUGAUUCUCGCCUCGCAGUCUCCUCGCCGGCGCCAAAUAAUCGCCUUCUUGGGACUCCCCCAUAUUGAAAUAAUCCCCUCAGAUUUUGCGGAGGAUUUCCCGCAUACGCAGCCAAUAGAAUAUGUCAUGGCGACAGCAACCCAGAAGGCCCAGGAUGUGUACGCUCGCGAGAUCUUGAACGAGGAGAAGGGCGAGCCGGCGCUCAUCCUGGCCGCAGACACAAUUGUCGUGGAGCCGCUAUCCGGCGCGAUCUUGGAGAAGCCGCGCUCGGAGGCGCACCAUAUCGCCAUGCUCAAGAGUCUAAGGGAUGCCAGGGUCCAUAAAGUUUUCACGGCGAUCGUGGCCAUGGCGCCACUGAGUAGUGCGCGGGAUCCCGGGUACGCGAUUGAGACGGCGAUCGAGGAGACGGAGGUGAGGUUUGACGCAGACGUUACGGACGAGGUCAUACUAGCGUAUGUGCGGACGAGGGAGGGCGUCGAUAAAGCUGGAGGCUACGGGAUGCAGGGGCUGGGAAGUAUCUUGGUCGAGGGGAUCGAAGGGAGUGCCGAUAACGUCAUCGGGUUGCCGUUGAAGACUACGUUGAAGGUUAUUAAAACGGUUUUGGCUAGGGCGGACGAUGAUGAGCGACUUGGCUCUGACGCGGAGGAUGAAGAGGAGGACGAGGAAUAA